This is a messenger RNA of Diachasma alloeum, 879 nucleotides long. RefSeq lists its product as uncharacterized. The transcript has 5 exons. Gene Ontology annotation, molecular function: growth factor activity. NCBI's taxonomy places the organism in Eukaryota, Metazoa, Arthropoda, Insecta, Hymenoptera, Braconidae. The record is from RefSeq and is a predicted model, not a curated record. Bases 1 to 765 code for a protein of 254 amino acids.
AUGAUUUAUGAUUUUUUUGUUUUUAUGAUGUUAUUUUGGUUACCACAGCUUGCCGUCUUAGCGAAGAUUUUGUGCCUCCUGAUGGUAGUGAUGUGCGGGGCUGUACCGGCAAUGGUGCGCUCCGUGAGUCUCUACUCGACUUGCAGCAGCGGCAAUAUCACCGUGUUGGGACGCAACGUCAAGGCCAUGGCGCGGGAUGAAUUCAACGCACCUUAUCAGAAACUAUCGACACAGUCGGACGACUUCAGUAAGAAGUUGUACAUAUAUGCUGAGAAAUCGCAACGGUAUAUUUGUUUUAAUAAACGCUGGAAAUUAGUGGCUUUGCCAAAAAAACAGAGGGACGCAAUGUGCCAGUUCUACGAGUCAUAUCACGGCUCCUACCUGAGGUACAACAGUGCAGUAGACACCACAAAAUACCUCGGCUUCAACAAAUACGGAAAGCCGAUAAAAGGCCAACGAGUCCGGCAACAAUGUUUCAACUUCAUGAAAUACAAUCCAAGUUUCAGUAUUUCCGUGCACAAUGAGCUCAUGAACAAAGCGUCAAGCGAUCACACAAUCAAGAUCACGAAGAAGCAUCACCAGAGCCAUCAGCCGCACAGAGGAGCCGGCCAUCGAGCCAAAAAAAAUUCAAUACAGUCUGACGGAUUGACGAGAGAAACAACGACACAUCGUCACCGACACUCGAAUCGUCUCAAAUCCCACGAUGAAUUUACAAUUCCCCGGAGACGACACCAGAGCCGCCACCUGGAGGCUAGCAAAUAUUGAGCUGAAUCUACUUGAAGAAAACAACAAUUCCUUCAAAUUCAUUCUUUUCCGAUAUUAUUUUUGGCUCGAUCAUCAAGACUGUCUCACACACGUGAGGAAAUAACAAAUAUUAAA